UACGCAAGCGCGGGUUGCAUUGCAGCUGCGAUGGGACCAGAUCUGCUGAAUAGCGCCUCUCGCUCGGCAUUAAAAUCGUAACAACCUAUUUGGGUUUUUUUUCCUAUACAUAAAGGGACGUUACCCCCGAAACGUUGGCUAUUAUUAUUAUGAUGUAUUUUAAAUGCGAUGCUUUAUUUUUUUCUUGGUAUUCCCUUUAAGGCCACGGUGCUGUUGACGAAUGCGUUUGCGUGUGUUGUUGGUGUUUGCGCGCGCCACUGCCAACACGAGCAGCAGCAGCAGCGCCAACAAAUCAUGAAUCCACAGAGACUGGCGUUUGGAAGUUUCCAACUAAUUAUUUGCCACACGACGACAUCGUCGGCAGCGGCUUACAUCCCGAAUUGCGUGACAAGCGAAGCGGCAGCAGUCGUUAGCAUAAUUGAUUGUGAUUAGGCCCAGCAUAGUUCGACUGUCCAGGCGAUCCCAGUCAACUUUAGUGGACGCGCCAGCGGAACGGGGAAAGUGAUGCAGCCCCGCGUCGCGCAUCCACGUUCACAUUUUAAUGCUAACAUUGAACAACAAAUCCUUCUUUUUGUAAAGCAGCUUGUGGUUUAACCUUUGCAGAAAGGUUCUUGCUAACAGGCUCAUGAUUAUUGCAUGAGGAGUUGCCAGGCAACGGGGACUGUGCGCGGCGUGCGGAGGAGGAGAUGGGGGAGGCGCCGUCUCCCUCUCUCUCCUCCUCUCCUGCUCUCUCCUCCGCUCUCUCUCUCUCUCCUCCGGCGUCCCGCGCCGCUCUCCGUGUGCCCAGACUCCCGUGCUCCGUGCCCUCCCAGACACGAGAAUGCUGGACAUCGCUGCAGCGAGUUUAUGUCGAGUGUGUUUUGUUUGAGCCGGCCAAGAACUCACGGGACCUGGGGACAGCCUCAAGAGGAAGAGAUUCCCACGCGGCCCAGGGAACGCACCAGGGUUAGGCAAGGCAGCACCCCACCUGCCCUCGAAUUGCCGAUCUUCGCAGGGUUAAUGACUUCGGUGUCUCGGAGUAUUCAUUUCUACGCACUCAACAUUCGCUCUUGGUCGCGUGCUGAAAUGGCGUAGUGGCUCUCGAUGCCUGCUUUUGGCUGCCACUCAAGACACCUCUCCCCCGGUGAACUUGAUGGGCCGCAUGUGAACCCACACCAUGGUCCUGCUGAAUCCACCAACGAUCUGGUUACUGUGCUUCUUCACUUACCUCCGCCUAAAACUCGCACAGAGUCAAGAUGCUCAACUCUACGAGGAUUGUCGCCUCGAUCGUUCCGGACCCCCGGUAACCAUUGUGACCAUAGACGAGGAAAGCCCCGAUGGUACUGUCCUGGUGGACAGCAUGCACAUCAAGGGCAUAGCGUCUGGGCCUAGUCCUACCAUCAGCCUCGCGCUGCUGUUGAACGAAAACCAGUGGGUUCGCUUGGAUCCGGCCUUACAACGACUCUACCUCAACACCGCUGGCCGUAUUUUCGAUCGCGAUCCGCCAAUUAGCAUCCAAUCCCUGACGGUGAUCGUCCAGUGCCAGAACCUGAACGUGGGGAGCACGAUCAACCACGAGGUUAAAAUCCUGGUGCGCGACAUCAACGACAAUCCGCCCAUCUUCCAGCAGCGGUCUUACAACAUGAGCGUCAACGAGCUGGCUCCCGUAGGUACCACAAUCUUCACCGGCUUUGCCACGCUUGGAGCAGUGGAUAUUGAUGAUGGAGCGAAUGGGCAAAUCGAGUACUCCAUCCUUUACAACCCCCGGGAUCCGCGCUCCAACAACACGUUUGAUAUUCCGCUGACACUCACUGGUGCUGUGAUCCUCCGCGAGAGACUCAACUAUGAGGACUUCCAGAAGUAUUCUGUCAUCGUCCAGGCCAGUGAUCGAUGUCCCAAUGUGGCCGAGCGGAAGAGCAGCACAACCACGCUGAGCAUCGAAGUUCUGGAUGGAGACGAUCUGGGUCCCAUGUUCCUGCCGUGCAUUCCCAUCAGCGUGUCUCGCGACUGUCGGCCCGUCAAGUACUUUGCUGCCAUCCCAGAGCUCGCCAGGCCAACUCUGGUCAAUCCAAUUAAUGUCACACCACCAAUCGAAGCCAUCGAUCAAGACAGAAACAUCCAGCCUCCCACUGCCCGGCCCGGCAUCAUCUACUCCAUACUAAUCGGCGACCCUGGGAACUAUUCUGAUUACUUUAAUCUGAACGGGAAAACAGCUGAACUGCAACUUUUGCAGCCAGUAAACCGUGACAUGUUCCCGCAGUUUGAUCUUGUGCUGAAGGCUGAGCAGGAUAAUGGGCAUCCACUGCCAGCCUACGCUGCACUGCACAUUGAGAUCCUGAACGAGAAUAACCAAGCUCCGUACUUUGAGAGGACCAUGUAUCAAGGCUACAUCCUGGAGUCCGCCCCCGUGGGCACCACCAUCUCUAGCACCCUCCAGCUGGACAGCCCUCUGAGCGUCGUGGCUCUGGACGCCGAUGUUAAAGAGACAAAGGACCCACAGCUGCAGGUGUCGCUACAAGGCGCCAGCGCCGUGUUCGGGGUGACAAGCUCCGGCAUCACGCGGUUCCUCACCCUGCUGCAGCCGCUCGACAGGGAGACGCGUCAGCAGUACUCAUUCACGAUGAUGGCCUCGGACGGGGUUCUGCACAGCGGGCCGGCCAACGUGACGAUCCUGGUGCUGGAUGCGAAUGAUAACACGCCGGUCUUCACUUCUCUGUCGUAUAUUGCCAACGCCUACUCCAAUAUGAUACCGGGUGACCCUGUCAUACAGCUCCUAGCAAGUGAUGCCGAUUCAGGCGUAAAUGGAAAUGUGCACUAUCAGAUUCUGGCUGGAGACCAGGGCCAGUUCGUCAUCAACAAUGUCACGGGGCUCCUGAGCGUGGCAGGGCCCAGUGGCCUGCUCGUGGGACGCACCUUCACCCUGACGGUGCAGGCCAGUGACGGCGCCCCGCCUGCCGACAGAAGGAGCUCCAUUGCCACCGUGUACGUCGAGGUGCUGCCCCCAAACAACCAAAGCCCUCCCAGCAUGCCCUUCAGCUUCUACAGCAUGGAGGUCAGCGAGGCCCUGAGUGCCGGUGCCUUCUUGCUCAGUGUGCAGGCCGUUGACCGUGAAAACGACCCGAUCGUCUACAGCAUCAAGAGUGGAAACCCAGACGGAGCUUUCUACCUCAACUCCAGCACUGGAAUUCUGUCCCUGUGGAAGUCUUUGGACCGUGAGACAAGGGACCAGUACCAGCUGAUCCUAACGGCAUCUGACGGACAUCCUAAUGGGACCUCAACAGCUACGGUAGCGGUGCUUGUUACGGAUGUCAAUGAUAAUGACCCCACCUUCGAUCCUCUGAUGCCAACAAACUUCUCCGUAUACGAGGGAAGAACCGGUGUCUUUGUUGGGCAAGUCCGGGCAACCGAUAAAGAUGCAGGGAUGAAUGGGGAGGUGGUGUAUAGCCUGGACAACUAUGCGGCUGUGUUUGCAAUCAUGGCCAAUGGGAGCAUAUACACAAAGGUGGCCUUGGACCGAGAAAAACAGGAGACCUACAUGCUGACCGUAGUGGCCAGCGACCGUGCGCUCUACCCUCGUCACACCAGCCUCCCGCUCGCCAUCUCUGUGCUGGACGUGAAUGACAACCCGCCCAUCUUCAGCCAGAGCGUCUAUAAUGUCACCGUGCCGGAGAAUGGCUCUCCGGGUCAGCUCGUUCUGCGUCUCGAGGCUUCAGAUGCAGAUAUGGAUGCAAGCACCAGAUACCAACUGCUAACUGCUGGGAUGAGUAAGCUCUUCUCUGUGGAUGAUAUCACCGGCCAGUUGGCUGUUCUCCAGUCCCUUGAUUAUGAGACAACACCAGGACAUAAAUACACCCUACUGGUCAAGGCUAUUGACGCAUAUAACAGCAACCUCACAUCCCUUGCAACGGUCUACGUCAACAUCAAGGACAUGAAUGACUUUGCCCCGAAUUUCACGAUGCUGGACCAGACGGGCCUGGUGGCUCCGGAUGCACAUCGAGGGACAUACAUCAUCUCUGUGCUCGCACGAGACCCGGACCCUCCUUAUGGCGGUAUAGGUGUGAUACAGUACGCAGUUGAUGAAGCCCAGUCCAGCGGCUCCGCUGACCUCUUCAUGGUGGAGGAGAACACUGGACGCAUCCUGACCAAAGUCAACCUCAAUGAGGAUCCCAACACCAAUUUCAAGCUGGUUGUGCUGGCUCUCGAUGGAGGAGAUCCCGUUAUGACCAGUAGCACGACAGUCACCAUUACUGUGCUGCAGCCCUCUGUCAUCCCUCGCUUCACACAAGAGGAAUACAGGUCGGAGCCCAUCAGUGAAUACGCUACUAUUGGCACAAGUGUUGUCAUGGUGACAGCGUCGGCCAUUAACCAGACCAUCACCUACUCAAUCACCGCUGGCAACAAUGGGGACACAUUCAUUAUUGAGAGCAAGACCGGAGUAAUCAGAACCAACAAGCCACUUGACUUCGAGAGCACUCCGCAGUACCAGCUGGAGGUGCAGGCUGACUCGCUCCCCACCGGACGCUCAGCCUUGCGUUCCACUUCUCGCUCAAACUCGGCAAUUGUGAUCGUGUACGUGAAGGAUGAAAAUGACAAUGCUCCCAUAUUCAAUCAAACACUGUAUUUGGGAGGCGUUACAGAGGAGACCAGAACGUUUACAUCUGUCUUGCAAGUCAAGGCAGAUGACCGGGACAGCGGCAAUAACAGCAUGAUUGCCUACAAGCUGCUGCUGCCGUCUUCAACCAAUGAGGGCUUCAUCAUUGAGCCUCUGACUGGCAUCGUCAAAACUGCCAUGCUGUUUUAUAACAUGCGACGCAAGUACUACAGGUUCCAGGUGAUGGGGGUCGACAGAUACGGAGCUGGACUGAGUGGCACAUCUGAAGUGGUGAUCUCUGUUGUGAACGAGCUGGAUAUGCAGGUGAUUGUCUCCGCCAUUCCCCCGGCAGUCGUGGAAAACAACAAGGACCAGCUGAUGAAGAUUAUUGAGAGGUACAUCCAGGAUCAGAUUCCAGGGGCCAAGUUGGUGGUGGAUUCAAUCGGCCCGCGGCAGUACGGUGAAGGUUACCUGCAGGAGGACUACACCAACUCGGAUGUGGCUGUCUAUGCCAUUGACCCAAUGACUAACCGUGCCAUCUCCAGCAAGGAACUCUUCAAAAUUUUGGACGGGAAACUUCUGGACAUCAACAAAGAGUUCCAGGCGUCUCUUGGAGCCGGAGCACGGGUGCAGGAGAUCCGCUCACCGGCCGUGGUGCAGUCGGUCCAGAAGCAGGCCCAGGCUCUGGGCUACACGGAGGGCGCGCUAAUCGCACUCUCUGUCAUCAUCAUAAUUUGCUGCAUCCCGGCCAUUCUCAUCGUCAUCGUCACCUACAAGCAAUUCAAAGAACGCCAAGCGGAAUGUGCCAAGAAUGCGCGCAUCCAGUCGGCUCUCCCCACCGGGAAGACGGCGCAGUCGCCGAUCGCUCAGCAGUACGACGAGGCCGGCGACAACACGGGCAUCUCCCAAUUCCCGCAAGAUGAAUUUCACGAGACGUUUGGUCUCUGUGCAACCAAUCAAGCAUAUAAUUACAACAAAGAAAGCCUCCGUCACGGUCUCCUACGAUCGCACAGUCGUGCCACCGCUCUAUCUGAUCAGAGCCCCUCCAUCACCACCAGUCCUUUGCUCAUUGACCCGUACGUCACUCUGAUGCAACAGAGGAGGCCGCUUAGCUUGCAGGAGCGUGCGGGCUCACAGCAAACACAGGGAAUGUUUCCAAUUAUGGACGACGCAACUCGUGUGCGGCAGAACUGGAGCUUCCCACUCUCGCACAGACAAGAGCUGCUCAUGCUGCCCCAUAUCGGUGCUGCAAGCCCAAUGCAAUGGCUGCUGCAGUUACCCGUGAUGAACGGGGAUGCUACAGAGCAGGUGGUUGAAUAUGGUCAGGAGGAAUCUCAAGGCAUAAUGUCCUCCCAAACAAUUCGAGAAUUGCUUUCUUACAGCUUGUGCGAUGCGUCGCCACCUCCGAACAGAAAACCGACUCCUCCCCCAGUACCAAAGUUUCACCAACUGCUGCCUCCAUCACCUCCUCCACCUCCUCCACCUCCUCCUCCACCUCCUCCACCUCCUCUUCUGCCUCCACAACUUGCCCCUAGUUCUUAUUCUCAUCACAUUCCACCUCCCCUGCCAAGUAGUGUGGAUCCUCCUUCACACGAUCUCAACCCUGUUUCCGUUACUCUUCUCGAAGCAAGCGCACAUUCCUCUGAGCCCCCUUUCUCGCCCACUCUGACACUGCCCGCUAACGAGACACUGCCCCCUAACGAGACACUGCCUACUAACGAGAGACGCCGAAGGCCUCUCAAGGGAAUCCUAAAAACAAUUCCAAACCUGGAGGAGAUUGAAAGGUCUGUGGCCAACAUAUACAGCCAGAUAGAUAAGUGCCAUCUGCUGAGUAAGAGUCCGCAAAGAGCGCCCACACCAAAAUAUUACAAGGAGAGCAAUGGACACUCGGAGACGGGUCAGUAUGAAGCCAUUGAUUCUGCCGACAGAAUUCAAGGCAGCAAUGGAAUCACCGUGAGAGGGUGUAACGCUGACAGCCUUCUGCCCGUGCUAAGCUCUGCUGACAGCACGGAUGUGCAAGAUCGCUGCGAUGCAGUGUUUUAAGGAUACAUCAAUCUUAUUACGGACACUUCAGGUUUUAAUUACUGAUACAAUAAGCCAAACAUGUGUUAACUGUUGUGCAAGUAAAUUACAUGGAAACUGUCAACAUGUUUCUUGAGUUAUACUUCUAAAUACAGUACAUGGAUAUGAGCAAUACGAAUAUUGGACUGCAAUGAAGUAUACCUGAACAGAAGUCAAAAUUAUGACACGAAGCUGACAUAAUCAGGCCCACAGAAUCGUUCGAUUGAAUGUGCUUUACUUCAUUGCAUUUAAUUUUUAUUCAUUAAAAUAUUUCACCUGGAAAUCCCUGGGAUUGAACAUCUCGUUUGCACGGGUGUCCCGGGUGUUGAUUGACACACACACAUAGCAAACCUGACAUGACGCGAGUGUACACGGACUAACUCACUCGUGGUAACCUAGGCUACAAGAGUUGUGCGUUUAUAAAUGUAUUUACUUACACACGUUGUUAAUCUAUAACGUAUACAGCGUGCACUUAUAACAUGAAUAUCACACUCAGUCAUUCACGUAAAUAAAGGCACAGAUAAUGCAAUGGUGCACACUGCUGGUUGAUGUCGAAUGAACUCUAGCUGUAACAGUUGAAAAUCUUGAGAAAGUGUGUUUUAAUUAAAAUAUUUAAAUAAAACACAACAUAUCUUGUAAACUUUAAUAUCCCAGGACUGUGAAACAAUAAGAGGCCUGUGUAGUCACCUGUCACGUGGAGAGCGGGGUUCGUCAUUCAUAGCAACAUUGGUAGUUAUUUUCCAAACAUUGUUUUUGAGGAAUGAAGGCAUAAACACAGCUGUAGAAAUAUCAACCAUCUCAAGAAAGUCUGAUGAUGUAAUCACAGUAACAACCAGUAGGUAUGAACAACAGGAAAUGGUUGAAGAACUUAACAAAGAAGGCUGAAAAGUUGGGCUCAAGGUAAAUGAGGAAAGCAAACGUUUUAUACAGUUCAAUAAGUUCAAUAAAGAAUUGUAAAUGUAUAGGAAGGACUGUAAUGUGUCGUAAAAAUAUGGAUACAGGCAGUCCCCUGGAUACGAACGCCCGCCAUGAAAUGUUAUUAAUUUGAACCAUCCGAUUUGCGAACUUUCGGCUAUAUUAUUUUGUUCGGCGAAGCGAUUCUCCGCGAGAUGUAAUGAGUCCCAGCAUCCGGCAUGAUGCUCAAUGACAGUGAACUGUUUGACGCAAGGUAAGUGAAAAUAAAGCGAUUUUAUUCUUCAUAUUACUUUAUUUAUGUUUUUUUUUACUUUACAGUAUUUAUUACAGUAUUACAUGAAAAUGUACAAUAUUUAUUCUUAUUUAUGGGUUUAACAAUGCUUCCUUUUUUUGUUGAACCACAAGACAUUUUAUAACACUGACCGUAUGUACAAUUAAAUAUUGGGUUUCGAGAUACGAACAAAUUCACUUACGGGCGGGUCUUAGAAACAUAGGCCGUUUGUAAGUCGAGGACGAUCUGUACUGAAUAAUAGGGAGUGCAUAUGUGGAUCAUUGGCGAGAAGUUAACGACCUUGUCUGGUAUACAGGAGGUCGUGGGUUCGAUCCCGACCCUGACGCCUGAAUAUUGAAUGUUCUACCCAUGACCGCGUGGAUAUUUCUCCGGGUCCUCCGGUUUUUCCCUCCACAUUUAGAAUUAAAAUGCGUUUACAAUAUAUGGCUGCUACAAAUUUCCACGUGAUGAGCCACUUCGUUGAGC
This is a messenger RNA of Petromyzon marinus (sea lamprey), 8303 nucleotides long. The record is from RefSeq and is a predicted model, not a curated record. NCBI's taxonomy places the organism in Eukaryota, Metazoa, Chordata, Hyperoartia, Petromyzontiformes, Petromyzontidae.